AGGACUGUGUAGCCGGCGGCCGCCUCUCUCCUCUCCCCUCCCGGCCCAGCUCUCUCAUGAUCCCGGUUGCUCCCGGCUGUUCCCGUUCACCCCCCCACUCACACACACUGGACCUUACAGUCCCCCCCCCCUGCGGUGCUCCUACCCUCCGUGUCUGAAUGACGGGCGGCCGGUUCGACUUUGACGAUGGGGGGACGUACUGCGGGGGCUGGGAGGACGGUAAAGCCCACGGACACGGAGUGUGUACCGGACCCAAGGGCCAGGGGGAGUACUCCGGAUCCUGGUGCAACGGCUUCGAGGUGGUGGGGGUCUACACCUGGCCCAGCGGGAACCUGUUCCAGGGCUACUGGGCGCAGGGGAAAAGGCACGGACUAGGUGUGGAGACUAAAGGGAGAUGGAUUUACCGGGGGGAGUGGACUCACGGCUUCAAGGGCCGGUACGGGGUCCGACAUAGCCUGAACACACCGGCCAGGUACGAGGGCACCUGGAGCAAUGGACUGCAGGACGGCUACGGCGUGGAGACGUACGGGGACGGAG
This is a messenger RNA of Labrus bergylta (ballan wrasse), 537 nucleotides long. The record is from RefSeq and is a predicted model, not a curated record. Lineage: Eukaryota; Metazoa; Chordata; Actinopteri; Labriformes; Labridae.